UGGCCGUGUGGCAAAAACUGGCAACACAGCCAACAUUUCGCGCAGAGCCCUUUCGCUAUCGCGCAUUUCCUCGCGCGCUCACGCUGCCCUCUUCCCCCUCCCUGAGAGAAAUUGACAGCAGCUGGGUCGCCUGUGUGAGCAAACCCCGAAGGACAGACACGGCAGAAAAUAAAACUCAGCCGCUACAGUGGGCUCCCCCUCCCCCCUUCCCCUCACCGUUUGAGUGUACAUAUCAACAUACCGACGUUAGACGAGCGCUGUGACUCGGUUUCCCCGCUUUUAUAGCGGAGCGGUCGGGACUUUUCUUCCUCGCCAAGUGAAACGCCAGUAGCUUAGCCGAGCUAGUGGGCUAACGCGACUAGCUGGGUUCAGCUACACAGAGGAAUUACGAUUAUUCCACCGAGAGACACUGAAGAUGUCGGGGAAGGAGCAGAAUAAACAGUCCACCACUGAACGGCUCGUCAAAGCUGUGCCGUACCCUCCCACGACACGGCUCACCAUGAAAGAGCUGUACGAGGAUGGCAAGCCCAAAGUCGAGCUCCUUAAGAGCCACUUGGUGAAGGAGGGCCGUCUAGAGGAGGACGUGGCCCUACGCAUCAUCAAUGAUGGCGCCAACAUCCUCCGCCAUGAGAAGUGCAUGCUUGAGGUGGAGGCCCCUAUCACAGUGUGUGGAGAUGUUCAUGGGCAGUUCUUCGACCUGAUGAAGCUCUUUGAGGUGGGGGGUUCCCCGCACAACACACGCUAUCUAUUUUUGGGAGACUACGUGGAUCGAGGCUAUUUUAGUAUUGAGUGUGUGCUCUACCUGUGGGCCCUGAAGAUCAACCACCCGACCACCCUCUUCCUCCUCAGAGGCAACCACGAGUGUCGGCAUCUCACAGAGUACUUCACUUUUAAACAAGAAUGCAAGAUUAAGUACUCGGAGGGCGUGUAUGAUGCCUGCAUGGAGGCAUUUGACUGCCUUCCUCUGGCAGCUCUGCUCAACCAGCAGUUCCUGUGCGUACACGGAGGCCUUUCCCCCGAGAUCACCUGCCUCGAUGACAUUCGGAAAUUAGACAGGUUUAAAGAGCCUCCGGCUUUCGGGCCGAUGUGUGAUCUUUUGUGGUCUGACCCCGGGGAGGACUAUGGCAGCGAAAAGAGCUCAGAGCACUUUUGUCACAACAGUGUGCGAGGAUGUUCCUAUUUCUACAGUUACCCUGCAGUAUGUGACUUUCUGACGAAUAAUAACUUGUUGUCAGUUAUAAGAGCGCAUGAAGCCCAGGAUGCAGGGUAUCGAAUGUACAGAAAAAGUCAGACAACAGGCUUUCCCUCAUUAAUCACAAUCUUCUCUGCACCAAACUACUUAGAUGUGUAUAACAAUAAAGCUGCUGUGUUGAAAUAUGAGAACAACGUCAUGAACAUCCGGCAGUUUAACUGCUCUCCUCACCCGUACUGGCUGCCCAACUUCAUGGAUGUGUUCACGUGGUCACUGCCCUUCGUCGGGGAGAAAGUAACAGAGAUGCUCGUCAAUGUGUUAAACAUCUGCUCAGAUGACGAACUCAUGUCAGAGGGAGAUGACACCUGUGAAGGUGGUACCCCGGCAGUCCGCAAGGAGGUGAUCCGAAAUAAGAUUCGUGCCAUUGGCAAGAUGGCCAGAGUUUUCUCUGUUCUUAGAGAGGAGAAUGAGAGUGUGUUGCAGUUAAAGGGCUUGACCCCGACUGGAACGUUGCCACUGGGUGUGUUGUCAGGAGGCAGACAGACCAUACAGAGCGCCACCGUAGAAGCAGAGGAAGCACGAGCCAUCCAAGGCUUCAAUCCUCAACACAAGAUCCAGAGUUUCGAAGAAGCACGUGGUCUGGACCGAAUAAACGAGAGAAUGCCUCCACGAAAGGACAGCAUGCUGCCGGGCGGCACUGCCAACUCCAACUCAGCCAACUCCCCCGACAAGAACGGCACCAACAACCAGGCGUAGUAACCUGCAGCAGCUGCCUACCACUCUCUUUCCCUCAUCCAUUUCUUUCUCUAUCUUUUUUGUCUCUCUUUUCCUUCCCGUUCUCCCUCGUUCUGGUAGAGGUGAUACCCCCUACAUGCAAAACUCUCCUGGACCAGAUUGGGGGAGAAUCGCACAUACCAUGAAGAGGGCGUAGUGAAAAACAAACUAUGGUUCUUAUUUAUUUAUUGAUAUAGAUGAUAAGAAAUGUAAGAUCUGUAACAGUGGAAAAAAUCGAGAUGAAUGAAUAAAUACAUGAUAAAUAUUACGUGUAUAUUAAAUACAGAAUAUAUAUAUAUAUAUAUAUAUAUAUAUAUAUAGACAUAGCAUUGGGGUGGUGUAAGUUCAUCUUAGAUUCAGUAGUUUAAAAAAGGAAAAAGAAAGAAUCCAUUUUGUAAAUUUCCGUUAAUAAUUUAGAUUUAUUUCUGACUUUUUUUUUUUUUUUUUUAAACAACCAAGACUUGCUCAGCAGAAUUUCUUUAAUGUUGUUUAUCGUGCGCUUGGCAUGGGAAUUUUGUGCCCAACAUAAUUAUAUCGAGUGCUUAUUUGUGAAUACACAAAGCUAGUAUGAUAAUAUCUUUGAAGCAAAAAAAAAAAAAAGAAAAGCAAAAAAAAGUCUCAUGACAUAAAACAACAAAACAUGUUUUUGUUUAUGAAAAAAAAUGUGGGGAAAAACUUCAUAAUGCCAAUUAUAGAUAAGGGAGUGCAUUAAUAACUCAAGUGUUGACAUUUUUAUGUACAUUUACAUUUUCGAGUGUUCCCUCAACCAAAUGUAAUGUUUACUUUGUUUCAUUUGUUUUCUUCCUGUUUGUAACUCAGACUACAAAAGGUGAAAGAGUGAAAGGCAUCCCAAAAAGCCCUUGAGAUGGUUUGAGGAGCGCUUAUGUUUGCUUGUGUGUUUUUUAUUUUCUCAUUUUGUUCAUUUGUGUUCUCCUUUCUGUACGAUACUGUUAUUAUUGGCAACUGGCGAUUCCGCUGUGCAAAAACUCCGACUUCCUGUACGUUAUACAUUUGAGGUUAUGUGCCAUGCUAAUACAUAUAGCAAAAGUUCUGUGUGCAUGCAUUGAGAUUGCACACAGUACGACAUGUAUUUUCCAUUUUAUUUAAUACCGCAAGCAAUCCAGUUUCCAUAUGUCUUGCGCAAUACUUCAUCGUUUUGUGGUGCACACGUUUAAACAAGGAGACUCUGCGAGGGUAAACUUGCAUGUUAUCAAUACUGUAUUUAAAAGGAACUCUCAUCCAAAGAAAAAUCAUUGUUUUAAUGUAAUAUAUGGCUGUAUCAUUGACAAAAAAAACUGCUGAUUGUAUAAGGUUGUUACCUCUCCAUUUGCUUGAAAAGAGGCAAGUGCUUCAAUCAGCCUUUUAGUUGUUUAGACACUCUGUAAAGAAAAAAAAACAAUGGAAGGAAAAAGAGCCUUGAACGCUUUACUCUUUGUGAUUUAAAGCACACCUGAGGGAGGCCUACAUCCUUAAACAGGUACCAAAACGUGCUGAGUAGGUAGUCAUGUCCUAAUAACCACCUUUUUUGUGUCCACUUAAGUGUUUGUCUUUUCAAGUCUCUGUUUUAUGUAAAGAGCUUCUGCAGACUUCAGUUUGGUUUUGUUCGUUUUCCUCCAUGUUUAAUUUAAAAGGGAUAUUUGCUAUGGUUUGAGAGAGUCGUGUGUUUUGGGUGGGAGGGGUGCUUAGAGGUGGGGCUAUUGUUCGAAAUAUUGGAGAAGAAUUGGGGCAUUUAGACCAAUAAUCCCAUUGUAGGAGGGCUUCAUUUUUGCCAUCUGUUAAAAAUUCCAAACAUAUCCUGCAGAAUCUACAGAAAAUGUGUAAGAUUUUUUUUUCUUAAUAGCUAAUAAAAGGACUGUGGAGGACGUUGUGUCCGAUUGUGUCGAUUUAUGGUGAUGUAUCACUCCAUUGAAAAAAAAAAAAGGAAAACAAAAGUAAAACGAAAUACAACAAAAUGUUGGGAAAAGAA
Myxocyprinus asiaticus (Chinese sucker) is the source of this 3932-nucleotide messenger RNA. Its product is annotated as serine/threonine-protein phosphatase 2B catalytic subunit gamma isoform-like. The transcript is spliced from 14 exons. Lineage: Eukaryota; Metazoa; Chordata; Actinopteri; Cypriniformes; Catostomidae. Gene Ontology annotation, cellular component: calcineurin complex; cytoplasm. Gene Ontology annotation, biological process: calcineurin-mediated signaling. Bases 416 to 1948 code for a protein of 510 amino acids. The record is from RefSeq and is a predicted model, not a curated record. Gene Ontology annotation, molecular function: calmodulin binding; calmodulin-dependent protein phosphatase activity.